Molossus molossus (Pallas's mastiff bat) is the source of this 2839-nucleotide messenger RNA. It is a transcript of the gene PRKCD, whose product is annotated as protein kinase C delta. The record is from RefSeq and is a predicted model, not a curated record. Bases 269 to 2299 code for a protein of 676 amino acids. The transcript is spliced from 18 exons. Gene Ontology annotation, biological process: protein phosphorylation. NCBI's taxonomy places the organism in Eukaryota, Metazoa, Chordata, Mammalia, Chiroptera, Molossidae. Gene Ontology annotation, molecular function: diacylglycerol-dependent serine/threonine kinase activity; ATP binding.
CCAGGCCUCUUCCCAAUCCAGACGCCACGCCCGCGGGGGCCCAGCCAGAUGAGGGGAGGCGGUGGGGAGAACCAGAGUGAAGAGGCAGAAGGCGGGCACUGUCAGAACUGCUCCACUUCCUCAAAUCCUCCGUUGAGCCCCCACUUAAACCUGGUCAGAAAGAUUUGCUGCGAGUGGAGGCUUGUCUCUUUCUCUGGCCCCUACCUUGUCUGCAUGGAUCCUGUCUCCUUGAGCUGAUUCCUCUGUAUCUGGGCUUGUAGGCCCCAACAUGGCGCCAUUCCUGCGUAUCUCCUUCAACUCCUACGAGCUGGGCUCCCUGGAGGUCACGGAUGAGGCAAGCCAGCCCUUCUGUGCUGUGAAGAUGAAGGAGGCACUCAGCACAGAGCGCGGGAAGACACUGGUGCAGAAGAAGCCCACCAUGUACCCCGAGUGGAAGUCCACGUUCGAUGCCCACAUCUACGAGGGUCGUGUCAUCCAGAUCGUGCUGAUGCGGGCAGCUGAGGACCCCAUGUCGGAGGUGACGGUGGGCGUGUCAGUGCUGGCCGAGCGCUGCAAGAAGAACAACGGCAAGGCCGAGUUCUGGCUGGACUUGCAACCCCAGGCCAAGGUGUUGAUGUCUGUGCAGUAUUUCCUGGAAGACGGAGAUUGCAAGCAGUCUCUGCGGGGUGAAGACGAGGCCAAGUUUCCAACAAUGAACCGCCGUGGAGCCAUCAAACAGGCCAAAAUCCACUACAUCAAGAACCAUGAGUUUAUCGCCACCUUCUUUGGGCAGCCUACCUUCUGUUCCGUGUGCAGAGAUUUUGUUUGGGGUCUCAACAAGCAAGGCUACAAAUGCAGGCAAUGCAACGCUGCCAUCCACAAGAAAUGCAUCGACAAGAUCAUCGGCCGGUGCACCGGCACCGCGGCCAAUAGCCGGGACACCAUAUUCCAGAAAGAACGGUUCCACAUCGACAUGCCGCACCGGUUCAAGGUGUACAACUACAUGAGCCCCACCUUCUGUGACCACUGUGGCAGCCUGCUCUGGGGGCUGGUGAAGCAGGGAUUAAAGUGUGAAGACUGUGGCAUGAACGUGCACCAUAAGUGCCAGAGGAAGGUGGCCAACCUCUGCGGCAUCAACCAGAAGCUCUUGGCUGAGGCAUUGAACCAAGUCACCCAGAAACCCUCCCGGAAGUCAGAGAUGGAGACUACAGAGACUGUUGGGAUCUACCAGCAUUUUGAGAAGAAGCCAGGAGUCUCUGGAGAUGAUGCCCUAGCAGACACUGGGACCUACGGCAAGAUCUGGGAGGGCAGCUCCAGGUGCAACAUCGAGAACUUCACCUUCCAUAAGGUCCUGGGCAAAGGCAGCUUCGGGAAGGUACUGCUUGCAGAGCUGAAAGGCAAAAAGGAGUUCUUUGCUAUCAAGGCCCUCAAGAAGGACGUGGUUCUGAUCGAUGACGAUGUGGAGUGCACCAUGGUGGAGAAGCGGGUGCUGGCGCUCGCCUGGGAGAAUCCCUUCCUCACGCACCUCUACUGCACCUUCCAGACCAAGGAUCACCUGUUCUUUGUGAUGGAGUUCCUCACUGGCGGGGACCUGAUGUACCACAUCCAGGACAAAGGCCGCUUCGAGCUAUACCGUGCCAUGUUUUAUGCUGCUGAGAUAGUAUGUGGAUUACAGUUUCUACACAGCAAAGGGAUCAUUUACAGGGAUCUCAAGCUGGACAAUGUGAUGCUGGACCGGAAUGGCCACAUCAAGAUUGCUGACUUCGGGAUGUGCAAAGAAAACAUAUUUGGGGAGAAGCAGGCCAGCACCUUCUGCGGUACCCCUGACUAUAUCGCCCCUGAGAUCCUGCAGGGCCUGAAGUACUCAUUCUCUGUGGACUGGUGGUCCUUCGGAGUCCUUCUCUAUGAGAUGCUCAUUGGUCAGUCCCCCUUCCACGGUGAUGAUGAGGACGAGCUCUUCGAGUCCAUCCGUGUGGACACACCACAUUAUCCCCGCUGGAUCACCAAGGAAUCCAAGGAUAUCCUGGAGAAGCUACUUGAAAGGGACCCAACCAAGAGGCUGGGAGUGACUGGGAACAUCAAAAUCCACCCCUUCUUCAAGACCAUCAACUGGACUCUGCUGGAGAAGCGUCAGGUGGAGCCGCCCUUCAAACCCAAAGUGAAGUCCUCCGGAGACUACAGCAACUUCGACCAGGAGUUCCUGAAUGAGAAGGCGCGGCUGUCCUACAGCGACAAGAACCUCAUCGACUCCAUGGACCAGACAGCAUUCACUGGCUUCUCCUUCGUGAAUCCCAAAUUCGAGAGGCUCUUGGAAAAGUGAGGUUCCCAAACAUGCCCCUCAACCCAUCCCAGCCAAGGAGCCUGGAUCAUUCAGCACGGUCUGCCUACCCAGCCUGACAGAGCAGGCUUGGCCCCCCUGCAUCAGCAUCUGCCCACCCCCCACGAUCAGCAACAGUGUGACUGUCGUGAUUUCUGCUGCUGCCCGCCCCACUCACCCCCAGGAAGGGCCUUGGCUCCUGUCUGGCUGGGCUCUUAAUGGUACUUCCUCUGUGAACUGAGUGUGAAUUUGCUUUUCCUCUGUCCUCAGAGGGAAACUGUAAAUCCUGUGUUUCAUUACUUGAAUGUAGUUAUCUAUUGAGAAAAUGUAUUAUAUAUAUGCAUAUAUAUAUACAUAUAUAUGUAUACACACACACACACACACACAUAUAUAUAUAACAGGCUGUAUAUAUUGCUCAGUAGAGAAAAAAACAUGGGGGACUGGUAAUGUGUUGAUUUUUUAAAAUAUAUAUGACAAGAAAAAAAAAAGGAGCACAAGCUGUUUGAACCACCAGGUUCUUUUAUUUGUGUAUCUAAAUAAACA